Odobenus rosmarus divergens (Pacific walrus) is the source of this 2553-nucleotide messenger RNA. RefSeq names its product leucine rich repeat containing 43 (gene LRRC43). The transcript has 15 exons. NCBI's taxonomy places the organism in Eukaryota, Metazoa, Chordata, Mammalia, Carnivora, Odobenidae. Gene Ontology annotation, molecular function: protein binding. The record is from RefSeq and is a predicted model, not a curated record. Bases 1 to 2553 code for a protein of 850 amino acids.
AUGGAGAAGCCCGGCGCGACCCUGAGCGCCGCGGUCCGGGAGCACCUGAGACACUUGUGUCUGCGCGAGUUCCCGUGCGGCACCGGCAGCUGGAAUAAGUCACGCUUUCUUCCUCGAACUUGGAGAACAUGGAAGGAGCUGGUCCCCAGAGAGGAGGCCGUGAACCCUGGGGAGGAGACCGUGGAUGCACUGCUGGGCCUGGUCCGCAGCCCCCACUCACCCUGGGCUCUGCUGGAGGGCUCCAGUGCAGAGGACCAUUUUCUGAGAGAACUGGCCAUCCAGAAUCCCCUGAUGCUCAAAGACACCUUCUUCUACUCCUACUUCAGGUCCCUACGGGUGGUGGACAAGCAGGUGAGCCUGGUGGAUAAAGGUCUCCUGAAAUUUCAGAAACUUGAAGAGUUGGUACUGAGUGCCAAUCAGAUCAAGGAGAUCGAUGCCAUCAACCUGCCCCCAACCCUCAAGGUGCUGGAGCUCUACGGCAACAAGAUCAGCAGCCUGGAGUGUCUGUGCACUAACCCGCCCCCUUUUCUCCAGCACUUGGGGUUGGGUCACAACAAGCUUCUGGGCCCCUUGCAAAGUCUGUAUGUCACCGUGGAUCACUGGCCCAACCUCGUCUCUCUGGACCUGAGCUUCAACGACCUGACGGACCUGCAGGGCAUGAUCGCCAGCCUCAGCACCCUCCCACACCUGCGGCUGCUCGUGCUGCAAGGGAACCCCCUGGCCCUGGUGCCCUACUACCGAGGCUUCACCAUCGACAGCCUGUCCGGGCUCUGCGUGCUGGACGACAUCACCGUGUCUCCCAGUGAGAAGCAUCAGUUCCGGGGGCUCAGCCACAGUGGGGACCUCUUGGCCCGUGAGGCCCAACUCGUGGUGACUAUUGGAAAUGUCAAGGGCGUUCUGGACACCUCUAUCCUGGACCCGGAGCCGGGGCCUCAAGGCCCUUUUAUCACUUACAGCUACUACGUGACCUACGAUUUUGUGGAAGACCAAGAAGGAGAAGGAAGUGAUUACGGUGGCGUGCUGGCUGAGAUCGUCAAGCCGUCGCCCAGCAUGGAACAGCUGGGCGAGGACAUUCCCGAAGAGGUCUUCGAGGAGGCUGAAGACUCGCUAGAGUCCGGGCUGUCCACCCAGUCGGGAGAGCUGGAGGGUUCGGUGGCCUCGGGCGGGUCGGGGCCCUUGCCCAGGGUGACCGACUCCUCCGAGGAGCUGGCCAAGUUGCGGCCGCGAAUAGAUCCCCGGCUCUGCCCCUCCCCAGGGACGGUUCUCUUCAGCACCGUCCGCAAGCCCUGGACUGACGUCAUCCCCUGCAACUACAAGAUGCAGCACAUGCUCAGGGACCUGGUGCCCCUCAAGGCCUUCCUGCUGGCGGGGACCACCGUGACCAUCGUGGAGGAGAAGAUCCUCUCCUGGCCUCUGGUGCCUCCGCCUGUCGACGCGGCGUUGCCUGACAAGAAAGCAAAAGGGGAGAAGAACAAGAAGGAGAAGAAGGACAAAGACAAGAAGGGGAAGGACGGGAAAGGGGAGAAAGAGACGGCGCCCGAGGGGCAGAAGGCGUCCAAGAAGAAGGAGCUUCCCAAGGAGCUCCGCCAGGACCCGCCCAUCCUGCGGGUGCUGGGCAGCGGCUUCGUGGCCCUGGAGCCCCUGCUGGUGGGGGAGCCACUGGUGUCCGAAGAGUGCAACUUCGGGGUGAUCCGCACCCUGGAAACUGACAGGCUGACCUUUCUCAGGGAUGCAAAGAAGAACAAGAACAAGAAAGCUAAAAAGGAAAAAAAAUCUGCGGCUCCAACGUACGACAGCGACUACCAGCCCCAGCCGCUGACGGUGGAGGUGCAGAUCCAGCUGAACCAGUACCGCUCGGCCGAGGAGGCGCUCCGGGAGAUCGCCCUUGGGCCGUCGGGGCCAGGCGGCCUCCUGCUGCCCCUCUGCUUCUGCUCGCCCGCCGGGGCCCGAACGGCCGGAACCGGGCCUCGUGGACCGGGAGGGGUGUCCGCCGCGGGGCCCCUGCUCUUUGCUCCGACGACCACGCCGGCCUUCGGCCCCCACAACAGCCAGUUAGAGGCUGUCGCGAGGAAUGAACUAGCCCUUGGCACUUUCCCUUAUCGGAGCGUGUUGGGUCGCCGAGCCCCCAGGACCCGAGACGGCUGUCCCCGCCAGAAACAAUUGCAGACCCUUGGGACUCGGCAGCACACUUGCGGGGGGGGGGGUCGUGCCCUCGCUGAAGCCCACGCGGGGUUAAGAACCGGGCUCCUGGGGGCUCACCGUAUGGAGACCUACACGGGGCGCACGCUCCUGGCCGCAGAGCCGUCGCACCUGCUCCGACUCCGGGAGCUCCGUGACGCUGCCUGGCACAACCCCCCCGCCCCCCGGUCUUUGCGCACCGUCUCAAGUCGGGAUUGGUUUUGUUUGGUCUCUGUCCUCCGCGGCCCUGCCUGUCGUGGCGGCCUCGGCAUCCCCGGCGGCCGGAAGCGGUGUGGGACCGGGAUGGGGCGACUGCGGGCGGACUGGGUAGAAGUGAAGGCCUGUUGGACAAGGACCGCAUGGCAGCUGAGGUGA